AUGUCUUUUCUUGACAGGUUAUUGUCGGAACUCGAAUCGCCGCAUUGGUGGCCUUUUGGUGGCAAACUUUUGAAGGGCACAUUAGACACAAAGCCGAAGGAAGCCCCCUCGGUUCCAGGUUCCAGAAACAACGAUGGUACAAUAUUGCGCAUCCCAGUUGUUAUAACUGAAAGGACCGAUUCUAGCGUGAAACCUGGCAAACUCGCCCUCCUCGCUUCUGGCCUGGAGAUCAGCGACUCCUGUUCUCAGCUCCUUCACCGAUUUGACAAGAAGGACGUGGAUGACAUCAAAGUCCACACUCCGUACGAAAUCAGCAUCCGCCAGCGGUUCAUCGGGAAGCCAGACAUCAGCUAUCGGCUGUUGUCGGCGAAGAUGCCCGAAGCCAUCCCUGUCUUAGAGGUGCAGUUCAGCAAGAAAAUGCAGUUCAUGGAGGACGCUCUGGGGCUCGUUGGAGCACGGAAGACACCUCAGGAGGAAGCUGGCUCUUCUAUUUGGCAAGCAGAAUUUGCUAAAAACCCCAAUGCAUUUGCAAGCCAACCUGUUGAGAAAUAG
Molecule: messenger RNA, 552 nt
Organism: Sphaerodactylus townsendi
Lineage: Eukaryota; Metazoa; Chordata; Lepidosauria; Squamata; Sphaerodactylidae
Product: synaptosomal-associated protein 47-like
Exons: 2
Coding region: 1-552 (183 amino acids)
Source: RefSeq, a predicted model, not a curated record